Molecule: messenger RNA, 2440 nt
Organism: Frieseomelitta varia
Lineage: Eukaryota; Metazoa; Arthropoda; Insecta; Hymenoptera; Apidae
Gene: RASSF8
Product: ras association domain-containing protein 8
Exons: 10
Coding region: 186-1856 (556 amino acids)
Biological process (GO): signal transduction
Source: RefSeq, a predicted model, not a curated record
GUUAUUUUAAUAAUUACAUAGUUAAGGUUAUAGCCAACGGAUUAUUGCGAUAUUUAAGUUUUAUCGAACAUGUUUAUUUAGCUUGCUAAUAAUUAUCGAACGUGUUUAUGAAGCUUGAUAAUAAUUAUCUGAAUAAAAUUUUGCGAUGCAAAAGUUUAAUUUUGAGAUCCUAAAUUGGUGACGUUAUGGAGCUGAAAGUAUGGGUAGAAGGAAUACAACGUAUUGUAUGUGGUGUUACAGAAACGACUACAUGUCAGGAUGUAGUAUAUGCUCUUGCCCAUGCAACGGGCCAAACAGGUAGAUUUACUUUAAUAGAAAGGUGGAGAACUAACGAACGUCUUUUAGCUCCAUAUGAAAAUCCUUUAAAGAUUCUGAUGAAAUGGGGAGAAUAUUCUUCAGAAGUUCAGUUAAUAUUAAGACGUUCUACCCCAGAAAAUAAUAAGGCAUCUAGUUCAUUGGGAUCUCGUUUAAAUCAUGGCACAAGAUCAAAUGGCCUGAUGAGUUCAGAACAUAUCACAAGUAAUAGUGGACAAGAUGACACUAAGAAUGCCCCAACCCCAAAUUCUGAACUUGAUGAUUUACAAGGUUGUCUUGAUAGAAAUCGUGACAUCAGAAAAUCAUUAACGUUUGGAGGAUUACAUGGACAUGUUAUGGAAAAUAACACAGAAAUUCAAAUGGAAAAUGUUGCCAUAGUUCAACCUACAUUGCAUUUAAAAAAUAAGGAAUUGAAUAUAAGAAAAAAUAUACAAAAACCAGCUCAGUCUCCUACCCGUGCUAGUAGCAGCGAAAGUAACACACAUUUAUCACAAAAGAAAGUGCGUGAAGUUCCCCCAUAUAGGGAUCCUCCAGGUCCAGCUUCACCACCUUUAAGAACUUUACCCCCAUACAGAGAUCCUCCACCACCUAACUUAAAUAGUCCUGGAAGAUCACAGUUUCAAUCUAAUACAAAUAUUGGAAGUCCUCAUGUACAUAAAGAAGAUCAACCAUCUUCCAGUAAUUCUGUCAAACUAAAGAGAAAUCUUAUUCAGGAAUUUCAAGAUACAAAAGGACAAACUCAAUCCAUAAACCAAUUAUCUGGUCAAGCUCAGAAUAUGGUUACAGUUGCUUACACUCAACGCUAUGUUGAACUUAUUAGACUAGUCAAUAAGCAACGUGAUACUAUUAAUGCGCAGCAAGCAGAUCUUACUAAAUUUGAUGCUGAAAUAUUGUAUUGGGAAACUAAAAAUAGAGAACAAAUGCAUCAAAUGGAUUUUAUUUCUCAGGAAGUAAAUCGUAUGGAAGCUACUGGACGUCUUAUCGAAGAACAGUUAAAAGAACUAGCACAUGUUGAAGAAGAAAGUGAAAUAGUUAGACAACAAGAAAAAACAUUAAAGUCAGAAAUUACUUUGCUGAGAUCAAAACUUGCAAAUUGUGAAACAGAAUUACUUCAGUGUAAAAAUAAAAUCAGAUUAGUUAUGGAAGAACUUGCAAUAGAACAGCAUAAUAUAAGUCGUGAAACAGACGAAAGACAAAUAAUGGAACGUAAAAUUAUUACCGAAGUUGAGCAUCUUCAAAAUGAAGUAGAACAAGCUAAACGUUCUGCUGAAUUAGCUUCUCAGUGUGCGGAAACAUUAAAAUUGGAAGUAGUAAGUUUAGAGUCAGCGAUUGUUGAAAAAAAAUUACAAGUAGAACGAUUAGUAACAGAUAUGAAAGAAGCUAAUUUACAAAGUCUUGCUGUUGCUUGUCAAGACGAACAAGUCAAAUCAUUAUUUGAAGGCACUCAUAAACCUGGUAGUACGCGUAAAAUGAUAGGUUCGCCAAGACAAUUGGAAACUGCGGUACCUACGAGUAAAAAUCCACAUGGUGUUUGGGUAUAAACGUAUAUUAUUCGAUAUACUUUGAGAUAUUGAACAUAAUAUUUUUUAUUUUUAAUACAGUAAACGAUUAAAUAUUUCGUAUAGGAUUACACGUGCAGUUUGCACUUCUAGUAGAAUCAGUGUAAGUGAAUAAGAUAUUUUACUUUCGUAUUGUUCAUGUAUACACUAAUUCUUCUUAUCUAUUGGCCAUAUAAUUUUGAACAAGUUUAAGUAAUAAGUAUAAAUCGUAUUAAUAGUCUUAAACAUUAUUUGUAUAUAUCCAAGAUAAAAAAAUAUUGGACAAUACAUUUAUCCAAAGUAUUACAAUUAUAAAUCAUGUGACCUGUUUGCAUGAUAUAAUUUAAGUAAACGUACUUAUAAAUUGUUACAAAUUUCAUGGAAUUAUUGUCUGACAUAAGAUUAUAUAUUUUCUACAAUCAAAAUGAUUCCGUAAAUUAAAAGCAUUUACAUAUUGGUGCACUUAAAAUAUUAAUGUAGUACACACACGCAUAUUGUGUAUCUUGUACAUAUCGUUGAAAGCAUGUGAUAACAAAGUCUGAAACAUUCUAUUCUACCUUCUGUUGAAGUAUAAUAAUUUUUAAAUA